AUGGACGACGAAAACAUGCCGAGCAUGGAAGACGUCUCUCGAUUGGAGCAGCAAUUCCGCGAAAAGUUGUGCGAGUUGCAAAGCAACACGAAUACCCUGCAGACGAUGCAGAAGGAGCUGCUGGAAACUCGUCACGCUUUGUACAGCACGGAACUGGAGCUGGAGAAAGAGCGCGGUGCAUCCCACGAGUUGAGGAUGCGUCUGCGAGCGGUCACGGAGGUGGCGAACGAGUCGCAGCAGCAGCAGACGAUGAACCAGGUCGAGAGCGUUCAGCUGCGGGUCAAGUACGACGCGAUGGCGAAGCAAUGCGAGUCCCUGAUGAGCCAAGCCGCGGUUGCGAAGGCGCGCGAGGCCGAGUGCAAGAUCCAAAUUCGGAGCCUGGAGGAGAAGCUGCGCCGGACGGAUGCGAGCAACAGGAUCAUGGAGCAAGCUCUGACGAGGCUUGAACGUGACAGUUCGCGCGUUAUUGCCGCGAUCGAUCACAAAAUCGCGCGACUCAGAGAGGAGCACCGACAACUGCAGAAAUCCUGCGAAGAGACUGUAGUCUUCAAUCAACGCUUGCAAACUGUCGGCCUGUGCACGCACGCGAUACAUCAAAAGGACAAAGCGAAAAUCAGAGACUUGGAAUACAUGCUGGCCUCGAUGGCCGUCAGAAACGCAGGCUCCGCGGAAGAAUCCGCGAGUUACGACGCGCGGCGCCCGAAGACGGGAGAACCAUCUCCGCCAUUCACAUAGAAGAAUAACAGGACAGGAUUUUAUCAAUAAAUAUACUGACACGUGUUAUAUACAGGAUUAAUAAAAAAUGUAUUAUAAUAAUCGUUUUGUAUAUUUAAGUAUAAGUUGAACAAGUUCCGAUCAUAAAAAUGCAAACUUGCAAGAUGCACAUCAUGACAACCAGCGAACGAAAGAGAUUUGUUUAUUUUUUUUUCUUCUUCUUUCAAUUUACUGCAGAUUCCUGUAAAAACGAAUCUACCUCUAGAUGCAAAGUAAAUCCGCCGGAAGAUAAGCUUCGCGUACCUUACGCUCGCCUCUCUUUCUCUCUCCCUCCCUCUCUCUCUCUUUUAGACCUAAUAAAAAUUCUAUGACUAUCCGUGAUAUAACAAAAUUGUCUCUAUAAAGUUCUUGUUCAAUUCGUCACAAGGCAUUUUUAGUUACAUCAGUUAAUGCUCUAGUACACUUUAUACGUUUUCCCGUUAAUUUUGUGAAAAAGCUAUAUCUGCUUAGUAACAGUAUAAAAACGAUUGUGAUACCUAUACUGCUUAAUCUUAAUUUUAUUUUACUUUUUUUUUCCCCCUUACUUUUAGUCAUUGUAUGUGAUGUUGUACGGUGUGUGUGAUGUAUGUUUCUACAUAUAUUUAUACUUUUACAGACACAUGGUCCUCCGACAAAGAGAAACACAUACG
Messenger RNA from Wasmannia auropunctata (little fire ant), 1403 nucleotides. RefSeq lists its product as uncharacterized. The transcript has 3 exons. The record is from RefSeq and is a predicted model, not a curated record. Bases 1 to 735 code for a protein of 244 amino acids. NCBI's taxonomy places the organism in Eukaryota, Metazoa, Arthropoda, Insecta, Hymenoptera, Formicidae.